Columba livia (rock pigeon) is the source of this 3018-nucleotide messenger RNA. RefSeq names its product TNF alpha induced protein 8 like 3 (gene TNFAIP8L3). The record is from RefSeq and is a predicted model, not a curated record. Gene Ontology annotation, cellular component: cytoplasm. Gene Ontology annotation, biological process: regulation of apoptotic process. NCBI's taxonomy places the organism in Eukaryota, Metazoa, Chordata, Aves, Columbiformes, Columbidae. The coding region runs from base 219 to 833 and encodes 204 amino acids. The transcript has 2 exons.
CGUCUCCGCUCCUCCUUUGCAGCCAAUGGCACUAAGCGAGGUGGCUGCAUGUGGUGGCGCGGACCCAGCGCCCGGGCUGGGAGGAGAGGAGGAGGCAGCAGCUCUGCCGGCCACUCGCUCCCGUCUCCUGCUCUCCGGCUCCGGACCCUCCUGCCAGCGGCGGCCAGCAGCACUCCGCCCGCCCCGACCUGCCCCGCGUCCCCGCCGCUACCUGCAGCAUGGACUCCGACUCCGGGGAGCUCAGCGAAGGCGAGCUGGUCUCACCCGCAGGUCCUGACUGUUUCAGUUCCAAGAAUCUUGCCCUGCAAGCCCAGAAAAAGAUCCUGAGCAAAAUGGCAUCCAAAACCAUGGCUAACAUGCUGAUCGAUGACACAAGCAGCGAGAUCUUCGAUGAGCUGUACAAAGUAACAAAGGAACACACAAGAAACAAAAAGGAAGCCCAUAAAAUAAUGAAGGACCUGAUUAAAGUGGCAAUAAAAAUCGGGAUCCUCUAUCGAAAUAAUCAGUUCAACCAAGAAGAGCUGGAAAUCGUGGACAAGUUCAGGAAGAAGCUGAACCAAACUGCCAUGACAAUCGUCAGCUUCUACGAGGUAGAAUACACUUUUGACAGAAACGUUCUUGCAGAACUUCUGAAUGAAUGUAAAGACCUUGUGCAUGAACUAGUAGGUCGACACCUGACCCCGAGAUCCCACGGCCGCAUCAACCACGUCUUCAAUCACUUUGCGGACGUGGAGUUUCUAACCGCCCUGUACAGCCUCGAUGGGGAUUGCCGGCCGUACCUCAAAAAGAUCUGCGAUGGCAUCAACAAACUACUUGAUGAAAAGGUCCUUUGAAACUGCACUCGAAACCAAGAAACCAACCAAAAACUUCUCUCUAGAACUGGCCACUCUUCAUGAGCCCCGGUGAGCGAGCUCGCUCCCUUCCCACCGGCCUCCUACCCCAGUGUCCAGCGCGGGCCAGAACGUGCUCACCAGGCUCGUGAUGAUGCGGAAAACCCAAAUCAGAAAGCUAUUCAUUUUAAUGUUCUGUUCAGAUAAUUCCGUCUUUUCCAAGGAGGGGAGUGAACAAGGCUGCUGAUACAUAUUGUUCAGAAACAGAUUGCUGCACGCCGUGAUCUUACUAGCUUUGUGUUCAAGGCUGAACACAUGGAAAGAAAGUAAACUCAAAUGCAUGGAUAUGUACAAAUAGACAGGUGAAGGCAAACAAGCAAAGCAUGGAAUUUACCCCCAGGCUGCCCUUGGUGCGUAUGUUGUUUUUAUUUCCAUAAUGGCCAAAAAAGCUUAGACAGAAAGUAGGGCUGGAAUGGAUUAAGCUCACUCCUUUCAAAGGGAUCGGGAAUCAAUAUCAGAAGCCAUCUCUGAUUUUUUCAUAGUAUUUAAGUCUAAUAGGAAAACAACAAAUAAUACAAACGCAGUAGAAGUGGGAGAAAAUUGGAAGAGCUGCUCUACGAAGCGGUAGAUUCAUUAGAGUUUUGUUUUGUACAUGCUAAUAACAAAGAGAAGGUUCCAUUUGAUUCUUGAAAAGCAGCUCGGUGGUUCAGGCUCAAAGGCAACCAGAAAACCAGGCGAAAUCCAUCAGUUCCCCACGAUCAGGGUUUGUGCACUUGGUGACAUCAGGUGAGAUGAGGCCGGAGGUUGUGCUGCUCUUUGUGCUUUUCCCUUUGCCUGCCAGAACAAAACAUCCCUUGGAAAGGCGCUUGCGAAGAGGAGCACAACUAAGACACGAACCGACGAUUACAACCUCAUCCUCAAAAUAUUCAGCCUAGAUAAAACUCUCGGUUUAACAUGUCCGUGAUGUUAAUUUGUGCCUACGGUAACAGAGAUGUGAUUAAAAAAGAACCUCAUGGGCUACACUUGCAGUGCCACCUGAGUAUAGAGUAUCCACAGCGGUCUUAGAAGUGCCAUAGGGACUCAGGUGAGCUCUGUCUGUCUGCUGACCCUCAGUGUCAUGGACACAGCAGACAAUCCCAAUAUCCAGAGGUAACACCUUCCAUAUCACAUAUAUUAUAAUACAGAAAUGCAUGUACUUGAAAACUGACAAAGAAAACACAUUUGAAAGCCAUUCCUCUCUAAGGCAGACUUCCAGUGCUGAUCACCUAUUACUUAGGAUAAGAAAAGUGUUUCUCAUUUAAAUUCUUAAAUGCUACAGUGGCAGAGAAAACUGCUCAAAGUUUUAUUCUUCUUCUGUCUUGACCCCAGAAUAACUAUAUUGUCUCUCUUGCAACAACAAUUUGGUCAUCAGACCUUUAUACAUCAGAGAAUAGACACACUCAGGUCACGGAUUCACCAGGGUUGUGCUAGAUAUGUUUCUAUCUGUUCCCAGGAGAAACUCAUUUUGGAGGGCGGUAAAAACGGCAGCACAAGACAUUACCAGAGCAGUUUGUAAAGACGCAAUUUUCUUCACGUGUUUCCUUUCACUAUAAAAAGUAUAUUUAGUAGCAAUGAAGGUGAACAAUUCCUCUGCAGCACAGUAAUGAAAUACCAACCUGCGGGGCUGCACAUUCAGACACUUGCAGAGCCAUAUUUAUAUGCACCAUUAGCUGCAUUCUUUUUCCAAGCACGUAUUUGUCAAUUGACGCUUUUGAACAGUAUUUAUUGUACCCAACACUCCUGUCCCGGCGCACACGUCGGAUUCUGUGUGUUUGUUUCACUUGUGGCAAACAAACUUCUUUUUUCAAAGCCAGAGAAGAGAUUAUUCACCAUUCGAGAUGCCCAAAGGAACGGGACAUCCUGUAUCCGCGACUUUCUUCUUGUGUGUUGCAAGUAUCAAUAUUCAGAUUCUGGUAUUUUAGAGAAAACAGCUGAACAUCUGUUGUUCUAUUUAUAAAUCUGAGUAGCCUUAAGGAAAGAGAAUGUUUUCAAGUAUUUCUCAUACUUGCAUAUCCUGUAUAUUCGUUGUUUACUUUUGUACUCGUAGCUUGGUAUGUAACAACAUUGCUGAAAUCCGGGCAAUGUUCAGGUCACCUUAAGUAUAUGAUGUAUUAUCAUAUUUGUGGAUUAAAAAUGUGUGAUUACUGCC